AUGGGGCCCCCUGGGGCCCCCAAGCCCUCAUGGGCUGCCUUGGCAAUUGCCUCGUCUACCUCUACAGCAGCAGCAGCAGCAGCAGCUGCUGCUGCUGCUGCUGCUGCCGAUCCUCCCAUUGCUGCUGCUGCUGCACGGGGAACAGCAACAGCUGAUGGUCGCACUGCAGCAGCAGCAGCAGCAGCAGCUUCCGAGUCUUCUGGCAUUCGCAGGCCCCUGCCUCUUUCAAGGCACCAAAACCCCCUCGAAAACAGCAGCAGCAGCAGCAGCAGCAGCAGCACAGACCGCACCAGCCCCAAUCCCGGCAACAGCAGCAGCAGCAGCAGCAGCAGCAGCAGCAGCAGCAGGAGCGGGGACUUGCUGGCGACGAGCAGCAGGCGGAAGGAGGGUUUGCUGCGGGUUUGUGCUGCGCUGCAGCAGCAAGGCCUUUGCUCCCGCGGAGAAGCAAAAAAGUAUUUUUUUUUGGGACUGGUUUUGCUGCAGGGGCGGCGGCUGGGAAAAGCUGAGGUGUACGUACACCCCAGCGCCCCGCUGCAGCUCGCGCCCCGCGCGCUGCAGCAGCAGCAGCAGCAGCAAACGCUGCUGCUGCACAAACCCAUGCACUUCUUGGCUUUUGCUGCUGCUGCGCAGGUGGAUUCUUUUGUGUCUGAGGAGGCCCUGCAGCUGCUGUCUUUCGGGCUGACGCUGGAGGGGCAGCAGCUAAAAGCAGCAGCAGUUCGCCGCGUUGCAGCAGAAGAGGCGCUGCUGCUGCUGGGCGCCGGCGAAGCAGCAGCAGCAGCAGCAGCAGCAGCAGGGGGAGCAGCAGCAGCAGGGGGAGCAGCAGCAGCAGCAGCAGGGGGUGCAGCAGCAGCGGGACAUGGCGCAGCAGCGGGAACGCCGCCACCAGCAGCAGCAGCAGCAGCAGCAGCAGCAGCAGCAGCAGCAGCAGGAAGCAGUUUGCACUACUUUUCGAUAGAAUUAAAAGAAGGAAAAAACAGACAAAUUCGAAAAAUGUGUAAACUCGUGGGACUGCAAGUGCUGCGCAUACACCGCAUUCGAAUUGGAAAAGUCUUUUUGGGAAAUUUGCCCGAAGGCAAAUGGCGGUGGCUUUUGCCCGGAGAGGCUUUUCGUUGA
Molecule: messenger RNA, 1113 nt
Organism: Eimeria necatrix
Lineage: Eukaryota; Apicomplexa; Conoidasida; Eucoccidiorida; Eimeriidae
Product: 16S pseudouridylate synthase, putative
Exons: 3
Coding region: 1-1113 (370 amino acids)
Biological process (GO): pseudouridine synthesis
Molecular function (GO): pseudouridine synthase activity; RNA binding
Source: RefSeq, a predicted model, not a curated record